Bufo gargarizans (Asiatic toad) is the source of this 705-nucleotide messenger RNA. Its product is annotated as hemoglobin heart muscle subunit alpha-type-like. Gene Ontology annotation, molecular function: organic acid binding; oxygen carrier activity; haptoglobin binding. NCBI's taxonomy places the organism in Eukaryota, Metazoa, Chordata, Amphibia, Anura, Bufonidae. The transcript has 4 exons. Gene Ontology annotation, biological process: hydrogen peroxide catabolic process; oxygen transport. Bases 1 to 705 code for a protein of 234 amino acids. The record is from RefSeq and is a predicted model, not a curated record. Gene Ontology annotation, cellular component: haptoglobin-hemoglobin complex; hemoglobin complex; blood microparticle.
AUGGCGCUAUCAGAUGCUGAGAAGGCGGCUUUGGAGCCCUUGUUUGUGAAGAUUAACGCUGACGCUGAGAAGAUUGGAGGUGAAGCCAUGGAGAGUCUCUUCCAGCACCAUCCAGACACCAAGUCCCACUUCACUCACAUGGACGUGACCCCCGGCAGUCAGGAUCUGAAGACACAUGGAGGGAAGAUCAUCCACGCUAUUAAUGAUGCCCUCAACCACUAUGGAAAUCUGCAGGAGAACUUGGCCACCCUGCGGGAGAUGCACACCAACAAGCUGAAGCUCAGUGUGGACAACAUCAAGCUGCUGUGUGGUUGUCUCCUGGAGGUCAUCGUCAAGCAUUUCCCAGAUGUGGACAAGUCGGCCUGUGACAAGUUCCUCAAUGAAGUUGCUGUUGCCCUGAUCUCCAGGGUCGGAGUUUCACAACAGCAGGAGGGCCACAGAUUGAGAAUCCCUGCAGUAGACUAUGCAGCCGGGGCAGAAGGAAUGAUGUCACCGGUUGUAGGAGACAUAAAUGGGCUUGUGUGGUCUAGUCCUGUACCUAUGGCUGAAGACAUCAUUUCGGCUGAAAGCCGUUCCUCCUCCUCUUCUGAUGAAGAUGAUGCCACUUAUCUUUUUUCUGCGGAGAAGGCGCAAAGACUUCUACGCUCCAUCCGAGGGAUCAUGAUGAGCAAGGGGAAGCUCCACCAUCCACCUCUAGGGGGCUAA